Molecule: messenger RNA, 726 nt
Organism: Lodderomyces parapsilosis
Lineage: Eukaryota; Fungi; Ascomycota; Pichiomycetes; Serinales; Debaryomycetaceae
Product: mitochondrial 54S ribosomal protein MRPL50
Exons: 1
Coding region: 1-726 (241 amino acids)
Biological process (GO): translation
Cellular component (GO): ribosome; mitochondrion
Molecular function (GO): structural constituent of ribosome
Source: RefSeq, a predicted model, not a curated record
AUGAAACAAAGAAGGUCUGUAAAUAAAUUGGUAGAGGUACAAUUACUAAAAACAUUACCUGGUAUUGGAGUAGAGGGUCAGAUUUUACAUGUUAAACCAGGUUAUAUGAGGAAUUAUUUACACAUCGACAACAAAGCAUGUUAUAUCACACCAAAUAACCCGCCAAGGAUUCCCGUGGUAGAUGUCGAAGACUUGCGUCUCCAAGAGCAGAGGAAACGUAAACAACUUCAACAAAAGAAGCAAGAAGAAAACGUACAAGAAGAGGAAACUGAUAAACUAGAGCCAGCAGAACAAGCAAAAGAGGAAGCGAAUGGAGCAAUGACCCUCGAGGAAUUAUCUGAUUUGUUUAGCAGCAUGAAAUCAUCCAAAAGAGUACCCGACAAGCCAGACUUGAAAGUUCAAUCAAACAUAUUCGAUGCGACAAAAGAAAUGAUCCCUGGCCUAGAGGUGGAGGGCCAUGAGUUUGAUUCAGUACAAGAUAUCGACAAUAAAUUGCCCAAAUUGUUGACAUUGAGUAACUCUGCUUUACCUAUCAAUAAGAAAACCCUCGCCAAGCAUAUCGAAGAAUUGACUGAACGUAAUAUUGACAUUGGAAAAUUGAAUUUGAGUUAUAUAGAUACACCAGAGGACCACAUUGAUUCAAUCACCGAAACAGGAAGAUUCCAAGUGAGACUCAAGUCCGAUGACGAAAAGACGUCUAUUACAAGGGUGUUGGAAGUUGAGUAA